Messenger RNA from Saccharomycopsis crataegensis, 2514 nucleotides. RefSeq names its product phosphatidate phosphatase APP1 (gene APP1). Gene Ontology annotation, molecular function: phosphatidate phosphatase activity. Bases 1 to 2514 code for a protein of 837 amino acids. The transcript has a single exon. NCBI's taxonomy places the organism in Eukaryota, Fungi, Ascomycota, Saccharomycetes, Ascoideales, Saccharomycopsidaceae. The record is from RefSeq and is a predicted model, not a curated record. Gene Ontology annotation, cellular component: actin cortical patch.
AUGCCCAGUGGCUACUCUUAUUCUACAUCAACAUAUACAUCACAUGAAGAUGAUGAAGAUAUCAGUUUUAAGAAAAUUGGGUCAUUUUUCAAUUCCCUUAAAAGUGAAGGGAAGCCAUUGCUUUCAAAAUUGGCAAAUGAGGCACGUACCAAGGGCUCUACGCUCAUGUCGGAAAAUCUAGCUAGAUUUUCCGACAAUCCAGACUACAAUUCUUCUAAUAUGAGAUCAGAGUUCAUUGAUCUGAAGGAUACCUCAGGGGCCAGAGAACCACAAACCACGUACGAUGAAAACGGCAACACAAUGCUUGAAGUACCUGAGAAUUCGGAGAUUACAAUAUAUCCAUCGUACACCCUAUAUAAGGAUGGUAAUUAUUAUGUGGAGGUUCGUGGAUGGUUGACAGCACCAGGAACGAUGAACAGAAAAAACAGGAUUGUAUUUUCUUUAGCUAAGCAGCUAAUAAAGCCAGGUAGCAGCAAAACUGCCGAUUUUUUGGCUUCCAAUUUUGCUAUGCAAACAACCGGUCAUCCUGGUAAUGCUAACAGCUUAUCACUGGCUUACAAAGACGACGACACAUUGUCUUUGAGGUCUUCGGCAAGUGAUAAUUCUCUAAGUGGCCUGACUAUAUUUUAUGAUUCCAAUGAUGCUAAGUCUCUUAAUACACCAGAGGAGGUUCUACGGCAACGGAUUGCCUAUUUCUUUGCUAAAUCAUUGACAAAUGUGCCGCUAACGAUAAUUAUUUGUUCAGAAGAAAAGCUUUCUCCAGAAGAUCUUAUCACUGAGAGGGUAGAAACAGAUUUGAAUGGGAAAUUUGAACUCACAAUACGCACUCCUUACAAACCAUCCUUGGUACAAGUAAUGGUGAGCAAUUAUUCCUCAGAACCCACUCUUUCAUUCCAAGAAGUGCUUUACAUCGAGCCAGAAGGUAUUAGCGUAAUCUCGGAUAUUGAUGAUACCAUUAAGCAUACCGAGGUCACUAGUGAUAAAAGGACGGUUUUCAACAAUGUGUUUGUAAAAGACUUGAAAGAUCUGGCAAUCGAAGGUACGGCUAAGUUUUACUGGAACUUAUUCGAAAACCAUCAUUGCCUAUUUCAUUAUGUCUCGAAUAGCCCUUGGCAAUUGUAUCCAACUAUUAGAAAAUUCUUUGAAAUUCAGAAAUUUCCACCGGGCUCUAUCCAUUUAAAGCAAUAUACCGGUAACAUCUUAUCAUCUCUUAUGGAGCCUGCUGUCGAGAGAAAGAGAAAUACGUUGUACAGAAUUUUCGAGGAAUUCCCACGAAGAAAGUUUUUAUUAAUUGGAGACACUGGUGAGCAAGAUUUCGAUGCUUAUUUGGAUGUUAUGAGAAAGUUUCCUUCACAAGUAUUGAGAAUGUACCUUAGAGUUGUUCCAGGAUCUUUGAGCGAUUUUAACGAUAUUAAAGUUCUUAGGGAAUUGAGAAGAUUGUUGUCCUUGAGAAACGAAAAACUACAAUUGAAAAAAGACUACAGGAAAUUCGCUGCAAAUUUGAAUGAAAAACAUAUCAGCGACAGACCUGGGCCAGCUCUACCCCCAAGAAGUAAUAUACAAAAUAAUAGCACCCUGGCUGAUGAUAGUUCUUCGCCAGAAACGUCUGAGGACGAAAUGGAACAGCCAGACUACGAUUGGAAUAUUUUAUCUCACCAGCCUAACGCCUCCAAUUCUGCGCAUUCUUUGGAACUAACGUCAUUGAUAUCUGCUGAGGCCAAGGCAACCGCUGCCAAGGCUAUGACGCCAGAGGGGUCUGCCGUUUCAAUUGUUUUUCCAAAGAAAAAACCGCCGCUUCCUCCAAGAAGGGCGAUAUCCGGUCCAAUUUCUAAUGAUGAUGCAAAUAUCCCUAAGGUUGAACAAAAGAAAAAACCACCAGCCGUUCCAAGAAAGCCUGCUAUCUUGAAAGCUCCGCGUACUGGAAGUGAAUCAAACAGUACAACCGCGGAAAGUGCCGGUACUGCUAAACCAAAGAAGAAGCCACCAGUGGCUCACAAAAAGCCUUCAAACUUACAAUCCACAUAUUUUGAAAAUAAUUCAUCGCUCAGCAUAAGCUCGGGCAACUCUGAUAUUACUCCAGGAUUGAAUAAUAAUCAUAGUACCGAUAGCUUGAGAACUAAGAAGUCUUCUACUGCUCCGGCACCUCCAGUAUCAAGAAUGCUCAGAAAAGCUUCAACUGAGUGUUCUAAUGUGAACUUUAUACCAACGAGUGGUCUCUCUCCACGUACUGCCCCAUUACCACAUAAGUCUAACUCCUUCAUCACUUCCGAUGCUCCAUUGAGUUUUGACCAAACAAUAGUUAAACACGCAGCAUCGGAUGUCGGAAUAAUUACAUCCAGUUCUUCCCAAGCUACCCAAUUUGUUGAUCGGAAAGCUGAGUUAUGGUUACAAAAGGUAUCCUUGGCAAUCAACAAUGGCUUGAUACCUGAACAAGUCCAAAUAAUGUUUUGGGUUGCGCCUCUGGACAUCGAAGAUGAUUGCUAUGGUUUAUCAGAAAUACUCAAGGCCAAAUAA